GUCGGAAAUAUUAAGUCUAUUUUAAAGGAAAGAUGUUUUAUUAAACCAGUGGAACCAGAAUGGCGGACGGUAUAUUUUGUGCUGGGUGUAAAAGUGAUGGAAAUAAGAUGAGUGCAGGAUCUAGGUGCAAUGAUUGUGGGGAACCUGUCUGCAAUGCUUAUGCCAAAUUCCACAAAAAAUUGUCCCCUCCUCACAAGAUUGUACCAAUCCAGAGGGUACAAAACCUGAGUUCCACACUAAUUGAACCUUCCAGAAAAUGUGAAUACCAUCCAGACCAAAAUACUGUUUUAUUUUGCUGUCAACAUGAUCGUGUACUUUGUAACUUUUGUAUGUCAGAAUCACAUCAAAGCUGUAAACCUAUAAUUUCGAUCGAAAAGGUUGCAAAAGGCGUAAAAAGUGGGGAUGCUAUAUUAGACAUAGAUCAACAAGGUCAGGCUAGACAUCAAAGUGACCAGAAACGGUUAUGCCUUUUAACUUCAUUCAAGACAUCAGAAAUUGACGGUGGUGUUAACAUUCACUGCGGAUGUUUUAUUCCCGGAAAUAGAUUACUUUUAGCCAACAGCUAUUACGACAAUAUAUAUGUUUGUGACCUUGAGGGAUCAAAUGUUAGGUCAAUAGAGCUACAAUAUAAUCCGUGUGCAGUUGCUCUAUAUGACAACAACAAAGCUCUUGUUAGCUCCUAUAGAAGAUUUUUCCAAAUAGUUGAUCUUGAUACUUUAGAACCGAGUAGUAAUAUUGGAGUUGGACUAGAAUGUACAGUAAUUACAUGUAUAAAUGGAAACAUUUGUGUUCGUGAUAGUAAUAGUAGCUUAUCUUUGGUAGAUAUUGAUGGUGUAGAACAGAGAAAGAUCUCAACAACCUCUGAUCCGUCGUAUAUUUCUAUGAACAAAGCCAAUGAAAUAUACUAUAUAGCUGACAAUGAUGACAAAGUAUAUGUUACGACAUCUGACUGGAAAGAACGAGUUUUUUACGACAGCCCGGAACUUAACGGUCUUAUGGGUAUUGCAGUUGAUGAUAACAAUGACGUUUACGUAUCAUCUGUCGACUCAAAUGCUAUUUACAGAAUAUAUCGGGAUGGACAGAAACAUGACAUUAUUCUGAACGAAGAAGAUGGCAUUAAAGGGCCAAUGGGACUUUCUUAUAACGAUUUAACAAAAGAACUCAUGGUUAUCAAUGAGGAGGGGUUGUCCAUUAUGAUUUAUAAAAUGCAAUAGUCUCAUUGUAUUAGCCUAUGCUCUGCUCAAAUUUUAAACAUUUCUGAUGGAAGAGAUGGAUAUGGUGUAUCAUUCAUAACACAAAAUAGUCUUUCUUCAACA
Molecule: messenger RNA, 1316 nt
Organism: Mytilus californianus (California mussel)
Lineage: Eukaryota; Metazoa; Mollusca; Bivalvia; Mytilida; Mytilidae
Exons: 2
Coding region: 60-1214 (384 amino acids)
Molecular function (GO): zinc ion binding
Source: RefSeq, a predicted model, not a curated record